Messenger RNA from Tribolium madens (black flour beetle), 1274 nucleotides. RefSeq names its product glyoxylate/hydroxypyruvate reductase A-like. Lineage: Eukaryota; Metazoa; Arthropoda; Insecta; Coleoptera; Tenebrionidae. The record is from RefSeq and is a predicted model, not a curated record. The coding region runs from base 250 to 1143 and encodes 297 amino acids. Gene Ontology annotation, molecular function: NAD binding. The transcript has 5 exons.
CCUGAAUUUACAGUUGCACACCAAUCUAUUUUAAAUGGCGCUAAAUUCGAAUUAGAAUAAAUUUUUAGAUUCUACUUUGUGUUACACAAAUUAGCGGGUUAUGAUUUUUAAUUCAUGUCGGGAUAGACUUUUUGCUUAUUUACCUUUUAAUUCAAAAUUGAUCUUGGUGAAACAUUAUUUAAGGUUAUGUAAUGAAACCCAGAUAAAUGUAAACAAUUCUCACGUGUUGUUCCUUGGAGGUGCAGCGAAAUGGCUUCAGUUGUAUCAGUACUUAGUAAAACCCCAAAUUUACUAAAAGAAUUGACAAGAGUCCUACCCAGUGUGACUUUUCACGAAGUUCAAGAUCCAGAACAUGAUACCCAAUUCAAACAGUCUGCAGUACUAGUCUGUGAUUUCGAUUUAGUAGGAAAAUACUUGUAUGACCUUCCCAACACCAAAUGGAUGCAAGGGACAUGGGCAGGAGUUGACAAAAUUAUGCCCUUAUUUCAAAACAAACCUUUGCCCUACCAAAUAACAAGGUUUACUGGAGACCAUUUUGGUAGAAUCAUGGGUGAAUACGUUGUUGCCAAUAUCGUAAACCACGAACGGGAUUUGUGUGAAUUGAGGGAUUAUCAGCGGAAAAAGCAGUGGCACAAAGAGGGGAAAAUUUGCGAUUAUCGUGUAAUUUCGGAUUUGACAAUAGGGGUAUUAGGUUUAGGCAACAUUGGCAGCAGAAUUGGGAAAAUAUUGAAUAUGCUGGGGGCUAGAAUUCUCGCAUUAGGUAGACGACCAGCUCUACCAGCAGGGGACGAUUACUCUCAUGUUUCAAGAUAUCACACCAAAGAAACACUACCGUCUCUUUUAAAAGAGUGUGAUUAUAUUAUCAGUGUAUUACCUUCAACGAGGGAAACUAAUGGCUUGUUGGAUAACGAUAUCUUAAAAAAUUGUUCAGAUAAGAAAAGUGUGUUAAUAAAUAUAGGCCGAAGCAAUACACUCUCUGAAAAUUCACUGAUAAAAGCAAUUCAAAACAAGAUAACAAUCACACCACAUGUAUCAGGAAUGAGUCGAGCUAAGGACAUCGCAGAGCAAUUUUCUAACAACUACAACUUGUACAUAAAUCAACAACCACUGCCGGCAGUUGUAGAUAUAACAAGAGGAUACUAGACUUUAGUGAACAGUAACUUUAUUCCAUAUAAAUUAAAAAAUGACACUAUAUACAAAAUAAAUACAAAAUAAAGAAUAGAUUAUGUAUACUGACAAUUACUGAAAACUGAGGCCGUAUUUUUGUGUCACUU